AUGACCGCCGAUGGGCUUGACUAUUCUAUUAGGAAAAAGUUAGAUACCCAAUACCUGAGAGAUAUGUCCCAAUUGGCUGAUAGAGUUCGACAGGUGGAACAGUUGAAGGCUGAGAAAGCCAGGGCAAACAAAAACAAUAGGAAGGAUAGAAUAGCCUAUGUCGAAUUAGGUAACGACAAACCUGAAACGUUUGGGGAACAGGUAGAUUUCAAUGAAGGUGAGAUCGACCUUGCUGAACUAAAGCAAGGACCACUUUAUUCCUGCAAAUUCCUAACCCCAUCGAGUGGGAAGAAUUCAAUCGAACCAGAUAAGGAUGCUAGGUUCCCUAAGAAGAUUUAUACCUUCGGCGUCACUAAAUGUGAUAAAAUCUUCGAUUUACUUGUUAUAGGUGGUCAGAUGAUAGUGCCUCCUAGAGCUAAAAUUCUCCCUCUAGAACAAAGGAAAAAAGAGGGUUUUUUGGACCUCGUGCAAAGUGCUAUAAGGGACGGAAGGCUCCAGUUUGGCGACAAAUCAAAGGCUCCGAUGAGGAUUGAUGUUGACCCUCUUCAGAUUGUUGAUUCCCAUUACACUGAACCAUCCAUGGUCAACAUGGUGGAAAUAUCUGAGGAUUCUGGAAAGAAGGCUGACAUGGUCGAAGUCUUUGAUGACUUUAAAUAG
Lathyrus oleraceus (garden pea) is the source of this 657-nucleotide messenger RNA. RefSeq lists its product as uncharacterized. Lineage: Eukaryota; Viridiplantae; Streptophyta; Magnoliopsida; Fabales; Fabaceae. The record is from RefSeq and is a predicted model, not a curated record. Bases 1 to 657 code for a protein of 218 amino acids. The transcript is spliced from 2 exons.